CUGUGAUCUAAGAAGAGUUUCAGAGACCAUAGAGAGCCCAUGCUUCUUUAUCUUUUUCAUGCAAAGAAAAUAAAUAAAACAAAUUAAAUUUGUAUGUGGGUGCAUUAGCAGACUAAUUAUUCAACAAUUAAUUGUUGAAUAAUCCUUAAGAAUCUCAAGUGGUGUAGCUAGAUUGAAACAUGGACCAAUUAAGAAACCUGACAUGGAAUUCAAACAGUUGUUCUCUCAUUUCUCAUCCUAUUUUUUUCGUAAAAAGAAAAAAAAAACACAGAUCAUCAUGGAAGCCAACAAGAACAAAAUGUAGUAAACUACACCAUUUUUCUUCCUCUAUGUAAGGAAGGAGGGGACAUUUACUCAAAGAUUAUAAUCUUCACCACAAUCUGUGUCUUGUCAGUCUCUCCUCUAACAUCUGUGACAGAGAGUAAUUAGCCAUGGCAGAUCUUAAGUCAACCUUCUUGAAUGUCUUCUCUGUCCUCAAGAAAGAGCUUCUUCAGGAUCCUGCUUUUGAAUGGAGUCCUGAUUCUCGUGAACGGGUCGAGAGGGCAUUGAUUCCUUUUUUAUCUCUUGUUGAAAGCUUCAAUCUUUGUGUUUCUCCGUUCUGGGGUGCAAUUGUUUUUGCUUGAUUUGAUUGGAAAUUAGAAUUCAAUUGUGAAUCUUGAGCCUGAAAAUGCUGUUUUGAUGGCUUGUUGGUUUGUUUGGUGUGUGUGAAGCGGAACCAAGAAUGAUUUUGAUGCACUAAAUUAAUGGAUAGAGGUUGUAAGUUGAGCAGAAAAUAUGAGAAUCUCUUUGGUUAGUGGUGACGUUUUGAGAGAAAGUUAUUGAUUUUGUGGAGAAUCUGUGAAAUAAAAGUGCCCCAAAGCCAAACUUUGCCUUGCAUGUUCUUGAUCUUGAAUUCUUUCCACCACUGCAAGGUUCCUUUGUUCUGCAUCUAUAAUGCCCCAAGUACUGCACUGGGAAAAUCUUGGACAUGAUUAGCAGGCCUAAUGAUCCUCAAAGCAGCCCAAAAGCACUUUUGGAUGAUGGUUUUAUACUGUUAUAGAUUGUAUCGAGGCCACCUUAGCUUUGCUUGUUUGUGAACUUGGGGUGGAGAUUUUGUCUGGGGAGUUUGCUGAAGUACUUGUACGUUUGACCUUACAAUGUAUGCAGGUUAACCUUUUCUUUUUCCUAAUUUUUAUAUUCAUUUUUCUGCUGCAGAUGGUGGACUAUAUUGUGCCUGGAGGUAGGAGUUGAAUUGGAAAAUCAUCCCUCACAAACAAGUUUAUUUUAAACGUUUGUGACUAUUUACCAGCCUGGAGGAAGCAAUCGAAUCGUUAAAUCAACAAUUGCAAUAUGUUUUCCAGGGAAGCUGAACCGAGGACUCUCUGUGAUUUCUGCAAACGAAUUCUUUUAUUGCGGUUCUCCCUGACCAUCUCCACCCCCUAAAUGGCAAGCCAAUUUAUAUAGGUCAAUUCAUAUUUUCCACAUUGGAGAUGUAUCAAUCAGAUUUAUUAUCUGGCGUUCGACCAUUGAAUUUACUCAUGCUGGUGUGCAUUGCUCAUGGCGGGUGAGAAUCUAGACAACCAUGUUGAUGCACAGAACAUUCUUGUUGAGAUGGGAACCUACUUCCAACUACAAGAUGAUUGCUUGGAUUGCUUUGGUGAUCCAGAGAUAAUUGGUAAGAUAGGAACAGAUAUUGAAGAUUUUAAGUGCUCUUGCUUGGUUGUGAAGGGUAUGGAGAUUUGCAAUGAAGAGCAAAAGAAACUGUUACAUGAAAACUAUGGGAAACCUGACCCAGCGAAUGAAGCACAAGUGAAGGCCCUGUAUAAUGAUCUGAACCUUCAGGGUGUAUUUGCGGACUCCGAGACCAAAACCUAUGAGAAGCUGAUAACUUCUAUUGAAGAUCAUCCUAGCAAAGCAGUGUUGAAGUCCUUCUUGGCUAAAAUUUGCCAGAGGCAGAAAUAGAGAACCAUCAGCAGAAGAAUGGAUGAUGCCGAACAAUGCAAGGCUUUUUUUUUCCCCAAAAUUGUAUUUGUAGUUUCCUAAUUGAGGAUGAUUGUUCUUCUUGCAUCCCAUCACUCAAACAAUCUUGGUAUUGUUGGUGCUUACGUAUCAUUGAAUAAACAAUGGUCAUCAUUAACAAGAAUGAAGCUGUCUGAC
Messenger RNA from Populus euphratica (Euphrates poplar), 2136 nucleotides. Its product is annotated as farnesyl pyrophosphate synthase 1-like. Gene Ontology annotation, molecular function: dimethylallyltranstransferase activity; (2E,6E)-farnesyl diphosphate synthase activity. Gene Ontology annotation, biological process: trans, trans-farnesyl diphosphate biosynthetic process. Lineage: Eukaryota; Viridiplantae; Streptophyta; Magnoliopsida; Malpighiales; Salicaceae. Gene Ontology annotation, cellular component: cytoplasm. Bases 1537 to 1941 code for a protein of 134 amino acids. The transcript has 5 exons. The record is from RefSeq and is a predicted model, not a curated record.